AUGGAGUUGAAGGUAAAGCCGAUCUGUGGUCGAGACUACAGAACUCUGGAGCGAGGCGGUGUUAUCGUGAAGAAGACGCUGUUUGGCGGGGCUGAGUGCAGCGUACCGUCGUCGCGCGGAGUUUGUUGGAACCCGUUGACCAGGUGCUUGCUGGCGUGCGACAUGGUUAAAUGCUGCGUUCGCAGUUAUGGCGCUGCAUUCAACCCCGACGACAAAGGUCAGCUUCAAAUGACGUUAAACAGCGAAGCGGACGGGAAUAUGAUGGCCAUUGGCAGUCGCGGGUCGACGCCAGGACAGUUCCUUAGCCCCGUUGCGGUGGCUGUGAACAUGAGAGGAGAAAUCGCCGUAGCGGACGGGAAACUCAACCGCGUCCAGAUCUUCUCGGGCAGUGGCGACUUGGAGCACGUGAUCGGGCGGUCGGGCACUGCGCGUGGCGAGUUUCGGGCCAUCGCGGACGUGAAGUUCACCCCGCGAGGGUAUAUCGCCGUUGUGGAUUCCGGUAACCACCGUAUUCAGGUCAUGACGUUCACUGGGAUCGUUGUACAGGUUGUGGGUCGAUACGGUUGGAAGCUGGGCGAUCUCGUUGACCCCUGUGCGCUCGCUGUCAAUGCUUUCGGCGAUCUGUUUGUGUGCGAUGAAGGUAACAAACGCAUCCAGCGGUUCUCCACGGCGGGCAAACCUCUCUUGGAGUGGGGAAGUCGGCGUGGGCCAGCGCCAGACCUCAGCACUAUGCCCGAAGGAACGGAUUUUACAGAGCUGAGGCCUGUAGUCUACUCGAUCUUCGACAAACUGUCGGAUAUUGUCAUGGGACUCCACGGAGAGGUCAUCGCUUGCGACGCUGGGAGGCGAAAGCUUCUGGUCUUCUCGGAUGUCGGUGCAUGUCUUCACGUUGUCAACACAGCUCAAUUGUUCCAGUCAAGCAGCCCGACUGCGAUGACUGUGUGCUCGAACAUGCUGGUCGUCGUUGCGAGAUCGACACUAAGCAAGACGCGCAACUGCUUGGUGGCAGCGUUUCCCACGGAGAAGCGCGUGCGCGUGGGUCAGUUUGAAGCCGUCCCCGUUCAUUGUGCAGAGUCAAUCGCUUCCUACUUGACGUACGCCGAUGCCCUGCAGCUACGCUUGGUCAGCCACUACUUCCACCACUUGUGCCGCCAACUACGCAACAAAUGGAAAUUCUCCCCGCUUAUGGCGGGACAAGCGACUGUGAUGAAGUACAACCGCGUCGUGGCACCAGCUACGGGACUUAUGGCCGUAGAGGAGGCGUUCCAGAAGUGGGGGCUACGGAUCUACAAGCCCUCGAAUCGUAUUCGCAAGCACGUAAUGGACUUCCAAGCAGGAUUUUGCAGCGCUCUCAGCACCUUAUACGGCCCUUUGUUUUGCUACCAGCAUGAGGAGGUGCUACGAGCGUUUUUCAAGUUCUACUCGGGCGCGUCGCGUGAUAAAGAGGAGAUCGACAAGGCUGCAUUCAUCGAGAUCGUGACACAAGUCGAGGAAGUGCGCUUUGGCUUUCGCACGUGGGAGCAAUGCACGCCAUUCUCUAAGCUUUCGGAGAAGGCUGUACCUUUGCCAACUAUUCGAUCUGCGAAUAAUGUACCAAGGAUAUCGGGGGGAACACCAAUACCAAACUCUCUGCGACUAGUUGAGAACGCGCAACAGCACCAACUCUCCAAGCUACUGCAAAAAUUCCUGACACUAUGA
Messenger RNA from Phytophthora sojae, 1698 nucleotides. RefSeq lists its product as hypothetical. The transcript is spliced from 2 exons. Gene Ontology annotation, biological process: proteasome-mediated ubiquitin-dependent protein catabolic process; protein polyubiquitination. Bases 1 to 1698 code for a protein of 565 amino acids. The record is from RefSeq and is a predicted model, not a curated record. Gene Ontology annotation, molecular function: ubiquitin protein ligase activity; protein binding. NCBI's taxonomy places the organism in Eukaryota, Oomycota, Peronosporomycetes, Peronosporales, Peronosporaceae.